This is a messenger RNA of Venturia canescens, 2892 nucleotides long. It is a transcript of the gene Lgr3, whose product is annotated as relaxin receptor 1-like. Gene Ontology annotation, molecular function: protein binding; G protein-coupled peptide receptor activity. The coding region runs from base 405 to 2663 and encodes 752 amino acids. Gene Ontology annotation, biological process: hormone-mediated signaling pathway; adenylate cyclase-activating G protein-coupled receptor signaling pathway; activation of adenylate cyclase activity. Gene Ontology annotation, cellular component: plasma membrane. NCBI's taxonomy places the organism in Eukaryota, Metazoa, Arthropoda, Insecta, Hymenoptera, Ichneumonidae. The transcript has 20 exons. The record is from RefSeq and is a predicted model, not a curated record.
UCGGACGAGAAAAAUCCGAAGUGAAAUAGUCCGGGAAAAUAAUGGAAAUUUAUUUUGUUUUUUGUCUUAAGUUUUUCAAAAGAUUCUUCGAAAUUGGUGUUUUGAAGAAAUGUUUUUUCCGUCGAUUCAAACGGUCAGCAAUUCUCAGAGAAAUUUCGACGUCACCGUUGCUUGCAAAUUGCAAAGAGCGCUUGUGCACGGGAGGCAACAGCUCCUCGGGGUUGCAACGAGCACCGUUUCGAAGCUUUCAAUGCAGCAUCAAGAACGCAACAAGUAGUCAUAUCGAGCUCCGGAUGCAGCGCGACGCGAUAGAGGCUCUUCGAGUCUCGAUGUUCAUAUAAAUCGCUAAUUCGUUUUUCAAAGUAACAAAUUAAAUAUUAGAGUGGUUUCAACGAAUAGAAGAAAUGAGGUACAAAAAUAUCGUCAUCGUAGGAGGUUCCCUCAUUUCAGCGGUUUGCGUACUCGCAGGCCUCAUGUAUUACUUCAAUCAAGACGAGUGUCCCGUGGGAACGUUUCUCUGUGAGAACAGCACGAUCUGUAUGCCUCAGAGAAACUGGUGUAACGGAUAUCCAGAUUGUCCGGGGGGCGAUGACGAAGCCAAAAUUUCUUGCUUCGAUUUCCACGGUUUCUGGGACUGGUUCUUCAAGCCGAGGAAUACUAAGCAACCGGAAAAUUGUGGCUUAGUGGAACAGUGCUUGAAGGAUUGUUCCUGCACGAAUUGCAUCGUCAGUUGUUCAGGCUACGAGGAAAUUCCCCAAACAUUUUCUCCCAAUGUUUCCACCAUAACAUUCACGGAAUCCGCGUUCAAUGUUAUAUCGAAGCAUGCUUUGGCAAGAUAUACUCAAAUUCGUUCCCUCUUUUUUGAAGACAACGGUAUCGAGAGAAUUGAAGAAGGCUCAUUCAUCAAUCAAGCUUCCUUGUAUUGGCUGGUAUUAUCAGACAAUAAAUUGAGAGAAAUUCGAAAAGGGCAAAUGACAGGACUCUCGUCUCUCGAGACCCUUAUGUUGGAUAACAACAGUCUCAGUUGGGCAGAUUUUGCGGAUUUUGAAAAUAGCACAUCCCUCGAAUUGAUCGAUCUCUCCUCAAAUUUACUCACAACCGACCAAUUGAAAUUUCCAUAUUUGCCUGGAUUGAAGGACCUCAUGCUGAAUAAUAAUAAAUUGGAAAAAUUGACAGAUCUUACGUUCGCUAAAUUACCCACUCUCCGAUCUCUAAGUCUCGAGGCCAAUUUCAUCAAGUUUAUCGAUCCGAAUGCUCUCAAGUCGUUGAUAAUGCUCACAGAACUCAAUCUCGCAGACAACAACAUCGUUGACGUACCACAACAUUUUUUUCGGCCUGUUCCCAAUAUGACAAAAUUAAUGAUUGGCUACAAUCCUAUAGAAAAUUUACCAAUGUCAGUGUUCGAGCCUCUCAAAAAUUUGGAGUCACUAACUUUUUUUUAUAGAGGAGUGGAAGAAAUCGAUAUGGAUAAUAUGGAGAACAACGUAUUCGAUUUGUUCACCAAGCUAGAUUUUGUGUAUUUUAAAAAAUUUUAUUACUGCACGACUUAUGCGCCCAAAGUUAAAAAAUGUCGACCCGCGAGCGAUGGGGUGUCGUCGUUAUCUCACUUGCUGGGAAAACCACUGUUGAGAGCAGCGGUUUGGAGCAUAUCAGCUGUGACUUGCUUGGGAAAUGCGCUCGUCCUCUGGGGACGAUUUACAGCAAAAGAUGAAAAUCGUGUGCUAAGCAUCAUCAUCAGAAAUCUCGCAGUGUCCGAUAUGCUCAUGGGAUUUUAUCUGUUCAUAAUCGGACUGGAGGACGUUCGUUUUCGUGACAAUUACAAUCAGGAAGCGAGCUCGUGGAUGUCUUCAUGGUCUUGUACGAUUGUUGGUAUUUUGGCGAUGACUUCAUCGGAGGUUUCGGUGAUGAUACUUUCGUUCAUGUCGGUCGAGCGUUUCAUGCUGAUAGCAGCCCCAUUGAAACGUCAUCGUUCACUCACUCCUCAAGCAGCUUUUUCGUCGAUGAUCGCCAUAUGGAUUUUUGGUAUAAUUCUCGCUCUGAUCCCAGCUAUACAUUGGCGAAGUAGCACGCGCUAUUACGGCGUCAAUGGGAUGUGUUUUCCACUCCACAUCGAUGAUCCUUUUCUCAUUGGCUGGGAAUACUCCGCUUUUAUCUUCCUUGGGCUCAAUCUCUUCGGACUCGUGACGAUCGGGUACGUGUACUCGGGUAUGUUUGCGAGCAUUUGGCGAACUCGUCACAACACACCGCUCUCCGUAGGAGAUUCGGAAUUCGCGUUUCGAUUUUUUCUCAUAGUUUUGACCGAUGCGGCUUGUUGGGCACCGAUAAUAGGACUGAAGAUUCUCGCAUUCCUAAAAUAUCCAGUUCCUCCUGAUCUUCACGCCUGGGUGGUUGUUUUCAUUCUCCCUGUAAACAGCGCCAUUAAUCCUCUGCUUUACACUUUUACGACGCCUAAAUUUCGGGAACGACUGAACGAAGGUUGGCUUCGAAAAAUGCGCAACUACGCUACCAGAAAACCGUCGACGCAGCAUUCGCAAUCGUCGAGUUCUUUGGCUACCAAAAACAUUGCUCGUCACCAGCUAAAUACGUUUCCCAUUGACGAGACGCUUCCGAUCGCUUAUAACAUAGAUGCUCAUUUGAUCGAGUUACGUCAACACCCGCUGUGAGCGUUAUUCCAAAAAUUAGCGUUUUAAGGAUCCAACAUAAAAAAUUUCAAGAUAUGUUCUAUAAAAAAAUUGAUCGCAACGAUUUUUAAAUUUUGCUCUUUUGUUAAAUUUCCCUGUGACGCUGUUCACUUUAUACAAAACUAUAGAAAAUUGUCGAUUUUGUACAUUUUUUUGUAAUCCCUAAAGUCAAAGUACCGAUGAAAAUAAAAACUUUGUUCGAUGGGACAAA